UUGAAAUGAGUGGUAAAUUACAAGCUUCUGCUAGUUCACAUGAAAUUGCAGUUUCUAGUUCAUCAAAGGCCAGUGCUAUUUCUAAUCCUAAAGCUAACAAUAAAUGCUUUGAAUUGUUCUUAAGUUGCUUUAGAAUUAAUUCCAAAAAGGAGUCCUUAGAAGACAUUGUAAAUAGUAAUGCCAAAGAAUAUGAUUAUAUUGUUGAGAAACUUAUAGUAAAACGCGUACCUUUCAUUUUCUUUUCUAUGUCAGAGAACGCUUUAAAGAACAAAAUUAAUCCUGAAAGUAAAAGUAAUUCUAUUAAAGAUGGCCUGCAAUUGCAAACAAGAUCAAAUAGUACACAUUCAGCUGUGUCAGAAACCCAAUCGUUAUUAUAUUAUUCUAAUAGAUUUGAUCCAAAUAUGAUAUCCUUACAAACUUCUAAUAAAUGUUUAUACUUUGAUAAAAAUACAUUUACGUUGAAUGAGAGAAAUAAAAAACAUACAUUAUCCAAUGAUUACCAUACUAGAAUAACUGAAUUGAUGAAUACUAUGAGUAGUUUACAUCCAGAUUUGAAAGAACAUGAAAGACCACCAAAAGAUUGUUGUCCUUUAAAUAUGCCAAAAAACAAAAGUGUUAUGUCUGCAAAAAUGUCUCUUAAGGGAUUAAGAAAUAACAUACCUCAGGAGCAAGAGAUAUUUAAAUCACAAUCUUUUAUUCAAGAAGCAUUUCUAAAGAAAAAAGAGUUUAGGAAUGUAGAUGAAAUUAAAUCAAAAAAUGAUCAAAAAAUUUAUAGUUUGAAUCAAAUGGAAUAUAUAAAUUUGGAUAAUCUUCAAGCUAAUUCUUCUAAAAUUAAAAAGUCUAGUAUCCAAUCUGUUCAUAAAGUUUCUUGUAACUCAGCAAAUUUUGUGCAACCAAUUAUUGAUAUGAAUCAAAUGAAUAUAGAAAACAAAACAAAUAAUAGACGAUUGCAAUAUAAUCACCAAUCUUCGAUAAAGCAAUCUAAAACAUUAUCUGAGAACAUUGUAAACACUGAUCCUUCAAGUACAGUAUUAAGGUGGAAUAUCAUUAUAAAGCAUUGUAAAUCAAAAACAUAUUCUUCCAAAAAAAUGAGAAAAUAUUUCAAUAUAAGCUAGCAGAUUCAAAUAUGUGUACAAUAAAAUCAAAAUUAAUUUUUUGGUGUGAUCAAACAAUAAAUCCAGCAACAUUUUUAAUUUUUUAUGUAUAUUAUAUAAUGAAAAUUGAUGUUUUCUUUAAAACAAUAUCAAAAAUAUAAUAAAUUAAAAUCUGAUAAAAAUAAAUAUUUUCUAAUAAAUAUCUUUAAAAACUAUACAUUGUUUUUAAGUUUUAUAUGAAUUUAAUGCUUUCUUUUUAGUUUUAAUAAAUUUCAUAUUUAAGUUGCAUGAUUCAUUUUAAAUUACAUUACUACAAUUACAAAACUAUGUCAUUAAUUAUCAUAUAUGUAAGUUUAAAGCAAUUUUCAAUGCUGCCAUAAAGUAUGUAUUAAUCAGUAUGCAGUGUAUGUGCAUGUGCGCGUGCGUGUGUGUGGAUGUGUAUAAAAAACACAUAAAUAGUUACUCCAAAUAUGUUUAAUUUUUCAAAAUAGUAGGAUAUUUAAUCCAAAUUUUUAGAUUUAUAAAUCGAUAUAAACUUCAUAGAUAAAUAAAUUUAUAGAACAACUAAAGAUUUGGAAAGUAAAAUAAGAUAAAUAUAAAAGUUCAUAAUUGUUUAUUGUAA
Messenger RNA from Bombus huntii, 1716 nucleotides. RefSeq lists its product as uncharacterized. The transcript is spliced from 2 exons. NCBI's taxonomy places the organism in Eukaryota, Metazoa, Arthropoda, Insecta, Hymenoptera, Apidae. Bases 6 to 1115 code for a protein of 369 amino acids. The record is from RefSeq and is a predicted model, not a curated record.